This is a messenger RNA of Pochonia chlamydosporia 170, 1239 nucleotides long. RefSeq names its product Leo1-like protein. Gene Ontology annotation, molecular function: RNA polymerase II C-terminal domain phosphoserine binding. Gene Ontology annotation, biological process: transcription elongation by RNA polymerase II; positive regulation of transcription elongation by RNA polymerase II. The transcript is spliced from 2 exons. Lineage: Eukaryota; Fungi; Ascomycota; Sordariomycetes; Hypocreales; Clavicipitaceae. The coding region runs from base 1 to 1239 and encodes 412 amino acids. The record is from RefSeq and is a predicted model, not a curated record. Gene Ontology annotation, cellular component: Cdc73/Paf1 complex; nucleus.
AUGUCAGAUUCCGAAGACCCUCUCGAUCCUCUCGAUGAGACCGCAGGCGACGACCUCUUCGGCGACGAGGGCGAUGAAGAGCCGAGAGCGCCACGGGUUUUGGACGACGAUGACCUAGCGUCAGAUCCUGACGAGGAUCCUGAUGCCAGGCGCAGAGAAUAUGACGACGAUGAUGGCCAGCCACAUGAAACGCGUGAUAGAGUUGUCAUGGCUGUGCAGACGUACCGUCAUCAGAUACCAAACCCCAAAGACGGAACACUCCGUGUCAUGAGAGUCCCCAAGUUCAUCAAAUUCAUGCCCGAAGAAUAUGUUGCGGAUACCUUCCAGCCAUCCGACUUUGACCUCGCGAAUGCGAAGUCUGACCGACCGAAACACGUCUCGCGCGUCCGCAAAGAUGCUAGCACGGGAGAUUUACAGGGCAACACGAACAUUUAUCGGUGGAGCGAUGGUUCACUGACCAUCUCUGUGGGUGGCGAGCACUACGAAAUACAAAAGAAGGCUCUCGGACCUGGCUUGGACCAACCCUACAAUGAGAUUAACGAUGGACACAACUACGCAGCCGCAGCCGAACUUGGAAGUAAUCUCCUGAUGACUGUCGGUCAUUUGACGGAGCAGUUCAACGUCCGGCCCAACAAGGCAGUUGGAGACGACGCGCUAUCAGUACUGGCAGAGCGGAUGGCGCAAGCUAGUAAGGCGGCAAACGAUAGCGACAUGAUUAUCCGCACCACUCGAGAUCCCGAAUUACAAAAGAAACAAGCUGAGAUGGCAGAGAAGGAAAGGAUGAAGGCCCAGCGCCGACGCGAAAACGCCGCAUUGAAGAUGGACGGUGGGCUGGGACGCUCGGGGCGAGGCGGACUGUCGAUUGGCGAUCUGGAAGGCGGGCGUGGCUUUGGAUCCGGACGCAAAAGAGGCCAACCUGGGGCUGCAAAACCCAAGAGACGUCGACCAGAGUAUGACUCUGAUGACGAUCUUCCACAGGGGGUUGGACGGCGCGAAGACUACGACAUGGAUGAUGGCUUCCUGGUCGGCAGUGAUGAGGAAGAAAUGGACAGUGAGGCAGAAGAUGACGAUGAAGAGCUGCUGGACGACGACGAGGAUGAGCGGCGACCUCGAAAUAAGAGACAGAGAACGGCAGAUGCAGAUGAGGAUGAGGACGCAGAGGGAGAUGAAAUUGAGCCAGCUGAGCCGUCAGGGAGAGCUCGACGGCGAAACGUCAUAGAUGAGGAUGAGGACGAGUAA